AUGUACAAAACAACACCAUUGAGCAUCUGUUCAAAUACUCAGAAAAGGAAUAGGAAACUUGGCUGGUCACCUGUUAAAAGUACCCCUGUAAAGAGUCCCCCAAAGAAGAAAAGCAGAGAAGGACCAUGGACCGAUGAUCAAGAUCGUAGUCUUAUUGAAUUUGUGACUCUCCAUACAGAUCUGCAAACUAGUAACAGUGAAUGGCCAUCCAUGAGAUCAGACCAUGUGUAUUGGAUUAAAGCAGCAGAAUAUAUUCAGAUGAUAGAUGGUUCCACUCGCAGUGCUACAUCAUGCAGAUCCAGGAUAGUUAAUAAACUCAGAACAACAUAUUCAACAAUUUCAGAAGCUGAAGAUGCUUACAGUUGUGAUUAUGAGGACAUCAGGGAGGUCAGUUAUGACUCUGGAUUCCUGGAACCCGAGAACAUUACCAGUUUAUCACCUGCAAGUGACGUCAUUGAAAAAGUAUUAUUCAAAUCUCUCCAAAGAUUAGAUGUUCAACAAUCAACAGAACUUAUUAAACAGUUCUUUCAGCAGAAUUCUGAGAUGAAUAAGAACACUUUGCCUAAUUCAUUACUACAAGAGGACAACUUAUUAAACAUCUACCACAUUUUUGAUAAUAGUGAUACCAUUACAGCAUGCCAGAGAAAUGAGAUGGUAUUAAAAAACUUUGUUAAAGUAUCAAGUUCAGACAAACUAUGUCUUCUAGACACACUUUUUAAAACUGUAUGUGCUGAAAAUGGUAUUAAACAACCACCAGAGAAAUUUCCAAGCCUAUCACUGAAAUCAAUGGAUAUACUGCAGAAGAAAGAGAAACCAAAUGUGCUACUAGAUUUUGCCAAAUGUCUCGGCACCACAAGACCAGAAUCUGAUAGUCCACUUAUGCCAGUUGACAGGAUGCCCUUUGGUUUGAUUCAGUAUCAGUUGCAGUUUUUCAGUAAUUCAAAUACAAAGAAGGUAUUUAUCUUAAUUAAAUUUUCGUACAUGAAUUGUUUAAAUAGAAGAUGUUAA
Messenger RNA from Mytilus trossulus (common blue mussel), 1008 nucleotides. RefSeq lists its product as uncharacterized. The transcript is spliced from 3 exons. The record is from RefSeq and is a predicted model, not a curated record. The coding region runs from base 1 to 1008 and encodes 335 amino acids. NCBI's taxonomy places the organism in Eukaryota, Metazoa, Mollusca, Bivalvia, Mytilida, Mytilidae.